Molecule: messenger RNA, 765 nt
Organism: Solea solea (common sole)
Lineage: Eukaryota; Metazoa; Chordata; Actinopteri; Pleuronectiformes; Soleidae
Exons: 3
Coding region: 163-441 (92 amino acids)
Cellular component (GO): perinuclear region of cytoplasm
Molecular function (GO): calcium ion binding
Source: RefSeq, a predicted model, not a curated record
AAAAAAAGAAAAGAAACUGGCUGGAGUGAGAAGUUAAAUCACGGAAAAGAUAUGUGUUGCUGCUUAAUCCAGCCCAGGACUGAAAAGGAGGAUCAUUGAGAAAGAAGGAGAGCACAAUCUGAGAGUGCACUUUCUUGACUUUUGUUGCCUGUUGUUGACGAUAUGGAAGAAGCCAUCAAAACGAUCGUGACCACGUUUGUCGGUCAUGCCAAGGGGAAGGAGAACCUAAAGUCAGGCGCCUUCAAGAAGAUGGUACAGCAGAAUUUCGGCUCCAUCAUGGAAGACACAGACAGCUCAUCUGCCAUUAAGGAGAUGCAGCAGGGACUGGAUGCUAACAACGAUGGAGAGGUCAGCUUCCAGGAAUACCUCACUCUGAUUGGCUAUGUGGCCAAUUCCAUGAGUAAAAAAGUGUGUGACUCUAAUCAAGUGGCGGCUCCCUAGAUGUUUCUGAAGCUGUUUGCUUUGGUGGAUCUUCAGAUUAUCAGCCUCUUCUGUCCUUACCAGAAUCCUCCCCUUAUUCCAGACGUUCCAGUCGUCAUGUGUACUUCUAGUGCGUAACAGUCCAUUAACAUUUACAUCACUAUAAUCUAACAGUUGUCUAAUACUUCACCGUAACGGUUUUGAUUCUUAGUCACACUAUCUCUGAUCUCUGAUCAGUCAGGGACACACUGAAGGGCUCUGAGCCAGGCAUGAGUUUUUAUACCAACGACACAAAAAGAUACUUACCAUAUUUGCAAAAAAUAAAAAGCUUUAUAUGAAAAACCA